AUGUGGUACUGGCCCGAAGAGAAGAACGUUUACAAGCUGCUGUCGAUGAGUCGUGUGGAGACAAUGUACCAGUGGGCUCAGAAGUAUGCCUUCUUCAGGAAGCACUACCAGGCAGGUACGAUGUCGCCUGAGGCCUGGCGAACGCUUGACUCUGCCUAUGACAACAUCUACAGCGAGAAAUCGCGCUAUCUGUACGACUUCUGGGGGCCUGGCCACGAGGAGAUGUCACUGUACGAAACACAAGUAAACGUCGGACUUUUCUAUUGUCUGUGGAUCGCCAUCAUUUACGCCGUCACGACACCCAAGGCGACGCAGGCGGCCAGCAAAUUCUCGUUUGUGGCUCUUGUUGCUCUAAUGGCUCUUGAAAUCACUGUCCGGUUGACCCGCUACGACCCGGUGAUCAAAGAAAUCUCCCCGUUCACAACACCGCGCGAGUUUCUGCUGUGGGGUCACCGGUUCUUCCCGAUUCUCGUUUUCACCAUGGUUUCCAUUAAGAAGGUGUUUUACGUGGACCUGGAGAAACACCACCAACGCGUUCUCGUCCACAUGCUGGAAAAGAAUAUGGAAACGGUGGAAGAACUGCAGAGUUUGAACCGAGAAUUAUUGCCGGAACGUGGAAGCACCAACGAAACUAAGAAAAAGAAGUAA
Molecule: messenger RNA, 648 nt
Organism: Phytophthora infestans T30-4
Lineage: Eukaryota; Oomycota; Peronosporomycetes; Peronosporales; Peronosporaceae
Exons: 7
Coding region: 1-648 (215 amino acids)
Source: RefSeq, a predicted model, not a curated record